UAUAGCAUUUACCUUUGUUUUUGUUUUGAAAAUGCGACCUCUGGUGGCGAAAACUUACAUAGUGUGCCUUUAAACAUACUGAUGACAGCAGAAUACAUUUAGAAGAAAACAAUAAGAAUGCUUCCACUGGUUUCCUGCAACAAUAUCAUCUUCAACGGCACAAUUCGGACAUGAAAAGAAAUCAGAGAAAAUCUGCUCUUCUCUCAAAAAUACGUCUGAAUUAGUAUUUGUAUUUGUUCCACUCUCUGUCUCUAUGCGUCUAAUGCAGCUUUGGUUAAAGUAUCCAGGCAGAAUCAUAAAUCCUUCACAUUUCUGAGAAUUCUGAAAGGUUACUGCUGAGCAUGAUCAAAUGUAUUUGCUUUUAUUAUUUCAGUAAGCCCAUACAUGCAUUGUGUUCUCUGGGCGAAGCUCUGAUAAUGCUACAAGCCUGAUGUAGUGUCUCUAAGACAUUACUUAUGACAAGAAAAAUAUGCCAAGAAUUAUUUUAUGAAUUCAUGAUGAAUUGUAGUUAUUUAUUAAAAACAUAACUUCAUUAGUUAUGAUAAUAUACCUCAUUAAACCUGUGCCUAAUAAUAGCCAUUCAUUUUUACCGCAACAUCACAUAUCUUUCGAUCCUUUUAAAUGGAUCUUAAAAGGCUUGAGUGUUUUUUUAUGCAUAUUCAGACUCUGAAUUGACGGUGGGAAGUUAAUUAAAAACUACUUUUCAUUUACACACAAAGCAAUACAUGUAAAAAUGUCAAUGCUCUAAAUUCGGAAAAAAAAAGAAUAUGAAAAAUAAAUAUGACAAGAAAAAAAACCUGGCACCUAAUAUCAUUUUGACAGAAAAAAUACAAUUUUCACAGUUCAAUAUCCAACUGUCCACAGCCAUCCACUGUCAUGGAUGUUCUUGAUCCAAACUGUUACAUUCUGUAGACAAUCAAAAGAACAUCUACAGAACAAUCGUUUAUAAAAGGAUAGUUUGAAGCUUUCAAAUAAUGAGUUUUAAUGGUAGACAAUCAAUUAGGUGAUCAGUCUUGACAGAUACAGCGCAGCGGCCACAACAGAAAUUAAGAGUGCAUGAAAGAGUGAAAAGAAAGGAGAGUUUGCUGUGUUUGUCCUGAAAAUAGAAUAAAUGUGUAUGUAAUGAGACAGAUAGAUUAGAGGGAGGAUGGAGAGAGAGAACAGACAGAGAGACAGAGAGAGGGGGUGAGCGCGCAUAUGAGAGCACAACCACUGGAAUCAAGGAGAAUAUGUGAAGGCAGCGCAUGAACGAGGAGAGAGAGAGACAGACGGGGAAAGAAUCAGAGGCAGAAUGAGUGAGACAGAACGGCAAUAGAGGGUUGGCAGGUGGACCAAUGAAAGAGCUGGAGAUGAGAAGAUGCUUCAGCUCUGUCAGUGUCUCCAGCAUCAGGAGGACGAUACAGAACAACCUGCACAAACAGACUGACAUAUCAGCAGCGUCCUCCUGAUUCAAACCAAGCAGCGAACCAACAGAACUCUACUCAUCUGGAUCACACCAGGCCUUAAUGACACCUGGAGAACUAAGUAUCAGUGAGAUGAAGCAAACUGUGAUAGACCUCCUAAACGCCUCUUUUUAUGAUGGUGCGAUGGAACAGCUUCAACUCUAGAUGAACUAAUCUUGAUUCAACAAUAUGCUGUGGAUCAAUUCUCCACUGGGAGGUUGUUCUUGAGGCAAGAGCACAUGGAGAGUAACAUCGUAAUACUUUGAUUCACAGACUCAAUUUCUUUUUAAUGAGCUGGAAUGCCUUUCCCCUGCCAAGAGUGAGAAGUUGAAUGACGCUCAGUGAGCCAUGCCCUUCAACACCUGCACACUCUCAUAGACGAGCACAGGUUUGCUUAGGAAUCGAAGAGGAAAGCUCAUACUUAAAAUUCUGCAGAUGCAACAAUUUAGCCUUCAGAUUUCAACUUUUCUGCUUAUUACUUCAGAUAUAUUGAGUUCUGAAGCCAGGUCCCUGAGGAGCUGGAGAUGAAACUGCUGGGUCGACCUGACGAUUGGUUUGGCGCAAAAAAUUUCAAGGACACUUGAAGGUUGAAGAAAAAAAUACUUGGAGAUAUUCUGUUUCUUUUAUUGUGACAAAUUAAGAGGCCCAAUUUGGGUGCAACACAUUUCAAAUACAGUACCAUACAAUAUAAAAUGGCUGAACUUGCUGGAUACAAUGGCAGCGAGAGCUUCAUUUUCUCAACGGGUUUCCCUUCUAACUCUACUGGUGACUAUGACUAUUAUGAACCCGAACCUGAUGUUAGCAAGAUCAUCAUCCCCUCCAUCUAUGCACUAGUGUGCUGUGUCGGUGUCACAGGAAACGCCAUGGUCAUCUACGUCAUUCUCAAGUAUGCCAAGAUGAAGACGGCCACCAACAUCUACAUUCUCAAUCUUGCCAUUGCGGAUGAACUCUUCAUGUUGAGCGUCCCGUUCCUGGCGACCUCGGCCGCAGUGCAUCACUGGCCGUUUGGCUCGCUCAUGUGUCGUUUGGUUCUCAGCGUGGACGGCAUCAACAUGUUCACGAGCAUUUUCUGCCUGACCGUGCUGAGUGUGGACCGCUACAUCGCUGUGGUGCACCCUAUCAAAGCGGCUCGCUACCGUCGCCCAACUGUCGCAAAAGUGGUCAACGUUUGCGUGUGGGGACUUUCACUGCUUGUUAUUCUGCCCAUCAUCAUUUUUGCGGACACGGUUCCGGCACAGGAUGGUGGAGUGGACUGCAACUUUCUAUGGCCGGAGGCUUCGUGGUCAGAAGCAUUUGUGGUCUACACAUUUCUGCUAGGUUUUUUGCUCCCAGUGGCAGCCAUCUGCAUGUGCUACUGCUUGAUUGUGGUGCGCAUGCGGGCGGUGGGCCUCAAAGCGGGCUGGCUGCAGCGACGGCGCUCUGAAAAGAAGAUCACACGCAUGGUGUUGCUGGUGGUCGCCGUUUUCGUGCUCUGCUGGAUGCCGUUUUAUAUUGUGCAGCUGAUCAGCGUGUUCCGCAAACCGCCGGACCCCAUGGUGACUCAGCUAUUUGUCAUUCUGAGCUACGCUAACAGUGGCGCCAACCCCAUUCUCUAUGGAUUUGUGUCUGACAACUUCCGCCGCUCGUUCCAGCGUAUCAUCUGCUUCCGCUGGUUGGAGAAUGGGCUGGAUGCCGAGCAGGUGGACUAUUGCGCUGUGGCCCUGCGGCGUCAGACCACAUGUGGCCCACAGGACUUUCCAAAGGAGUGUUUAGCCUCGGACAUGGUGUUUCGUAAUGGAACCUGCACGUCUCGUACAACCACUCUGUGAGAUGCUAUUCAGUGAGUGUGUUAGAGUUUCAAGGGAUAGAAACCAAAAUCAUUUCAAAAUCUGUCAUCAUUUACUUACCCUCAAGUUGAUUCAAACCUGUAUGACUUUCUUUCUUUUGUGGAACAGAAAAGAUGAUGUUUUGAAGAAUCUUUAUGGUUAUCAUUGACUUCCAUUGCAUGGA
Messenger RNA from Megalobrama amblycephala (Wuchang bream), 3431 nucleotides. It is a transcript of the gene sstr1b, whose product is annotated as somatostatin receptor 1b. Gene Ontology annotation, cellular component: membrane; neuron projection. Gene Ontology annotation, biological process: cellular response to glucocorticoid stimulus; neuropeptide signaling pathway. Lineage: Eukaryota; Metazoa; Chordata; Actinopteri; Cypriniformes; Xenocyprididae. The transcript has 2 exons. The record is from RefSeq and is a predicted model, not a curated record. Gene Ontology annotation, molecular function: somatostatin receptor activity; neuropeptide binding. Bases 2135 to 3250 code for a protein of 371 amino acids.